This is a messenger RNA of Mesocestoides corti, 1455 nucleotides long. The record is from the annotation of a GenBank genome assembly. Lineage: Eukaryota; Metazoa; Platyhelminthes; Cestoda; Cyclophyllidea; Mesocestoididae.
AUGAAGGACACUGAUCACGUUUUAACGUUAGCAACUAUUAACCCAAAUUUGGUGCAAAUGCAAUAUGCUGUUAGAGGACCUAUUGUAAUCCGUUCCCAAGAAUUAGAAAAGGAGCUAAAGUCCGGAAUGAAGAAAAAGUUCGAGCAAGUCAUCAAGUGUAAUAUAGGCGACUGUCAUGCUACUGGUCAAAGACCUAUUACGUUCCUCAGACAAGUCAUUGCCAUCUGCGCAUAUCCCCCCUUACUUGAUGAUCCCCAGUUCCCUGAUGAUGCCAAGGAUCGUGCUCGAAAAAUUCUUUCUGGUUGUGCUGGGAAGAGUGUCGGUUCCUAUAGUAUUUCAAUCGGCAUUGAGCAGAUUCGCGAAGACAUUUCCUGUUAUAUUAAACAACGGGACGGAAUCCCUUCGUGUCCAACAAAUAUCUUCCUGUCAAAUGGUGCAAGUGAGGCUGUUAAGGCUGUUCUGCUUCUGUUGUCGUCUUGUCAACCUGGCUCUAAUCGAGUUGGCGUUAUGGUUCCGAUUCCACAGUAUCCACUCUAUUCAGCUACCAACUCAGAAUACGACGCCUAUCAGAUUAAUUACUACCUAGACGAAUCUAAAAACUGGAGUUUGGAGGUCUCUGAACUUGAACGCGCCAUAAAGGAGGCGAAAGAGAACUGCAAACCACGAGCUCUUGUGGUAAUUAAUCCCGGUAACCCCACUGGCCAGGUAUUAUCACGCCAAAGCAUGGAGGAAGUAAUCCGCUUUGUCAAACGACACGGACUCGUUCUCCUAGCUGACGAGGUCUACCAGUUCAAUGUAUACGAUCCCUCUUCCAAUCCAUGGAUUUCCUUUAAGAAGGUCCUCCACGACAUGGGUCCUGAAUACGCCGAUAGUGUCGAGCUGGCGUCUUUCAUGUCUGCGAGCAAGGGCUACAUGGGCGAAUGUGGGUUCCGUGGAGGCUACUGCGAACUCAUCAACUUUAACCCCGAUGUCCAGGCCCAACUGUUCAAAUACCUUUCAGCACGUCUGUGCCCUGCUGUCUUGGGACAAGUCAUGAUCGGAGUCAUCUGCAAUCCCCCAAAGAAAGGAGAACCUUCGUAUGAGCUUUUCGUGAAGGAGCGCGACGCAGUCCUCGCGGAUCUCAAGGAAAAAGCCAAACUGACCACAGAGACGCUGAACGCCCUCGAGGGAGUCACUUGCAAUGCUGUCCAGGGAGCCAUGUACGCCUUUCCACAUAUUAGGCUUCCUCCCAAGGCUAUUGCUGCUGCCAAGGAGAUGGGAGUGGAACCGGACUUCUUCUACUGCCUUGCACUACUCGAAGAGAAGGGAAUCUGCUUCGUACCGGGUUCUGGCUUUGGACAACAACCGGGCACCUACCACUUCCGAACCACAAUCCUUCCUUCUGUUCCGGUGAUGCGUCGCGUCAUGGCAGACCUCGCAGAUUUCCACAAGGCCUUCUUGGCAAAGUACUCGUGA